AUGUUCUCUUCAGAUAAAAAACCAAAGGUAUUGAACGUUGGAAUUAUUGGAACCGGUAUUUUUGCCACAGAAACUCAUUUGCCAACAGUCAAAUCAAUACCAACAUUAAAAGUGGUUGCUUGUUUCAAUCGUACAAAGAAAAAAGCUGAGGAGUUUGCUAAGAAAGCUAAUAUUGAUCCCAAAAAUGUUCACAACUCUAUUGACGAGCUUUUUGCAAAUCCAGAGGUUGAUAUUAUUGAUGCUUUAUUACCAGUUGAAUGCAAUCUAUCCAUUGUCGAAAAAGCAAUCCAGUAUAAUAAACCAUUAUGUUUUGAAAAGCCAAUUGCAAAUAAUUUAGAAAGUGCUGAAAAAAUUGUUGAGUUGUGUAAAAAUUCUAAAAUGCCAAUUUUAGUUUUAGAAAAUUUUAUUUACCAUAAAGCUGUUGAAAUAGUUAAGAAAAAUUUAAAAAAGAUUGGUGAUCUUAUUGCAUUUACCUACAAUUCAACUGGCCCAUUCAAUGAAGAUAAUAAAUACUUGAAUACAUCAUGGAGGCAACAUCCAAAUCAUAUUGGUGGGUUUUUAAGUGAUGGUGGUGUUCAUCAACUAGCUUAUCUUACUGAAAUCCUAGGACAAAUUGAAUCAAUAUCCGCACAUACAAAACAAGUUAGAAAAGAAUCAGGCACUGAUGAUAUUUUGUUUUCUUCUCUCAAAUUGAAAAAUAAUGAUGUUAUUGGCACAUUUACUUAUGGUUCAGCGUUUGGCGCUACAUCAAAAUCAACUUAUUUAAAAGUCUAUGGAACUAAAGGUACAUUAUUUUUCGAUUUCUCGCCUAAAAAUGAACUCCCAAUAAUCAAAUUGAAAUUAGGAGAAUAUGUUAAAGAUUACAAAAAAGAAGAAAUCAUCGAGAUUAAUAAUAAAGAAGAUCGCUCCGGGGUCAAAAGUGAGUUUUUGAAUUUUUAUGAAAGUGUUAUAAAUAAUGAUAAAUCAUUGCUUAAAAGUACCCCGGAAAAGACUUUCCAUCAUUUGGCAGUAAUUGAUGCUGCUUUGAAAAGCAGUGCUGCUGAUGGUGCUUCAGUUAAAGUCGAAUGUCUUGCUUGA
This is a messenger RNA of Ascoidea rubescens DSM 1968, 1077 nucleotides long. RefSeq lists its product as uncharacterized. Gene Ontology annotation, molecular function: nucleotide binding; oxidoreductase activity. Bases 1 to 1077 code for a protein of 358 amino acids. Gene Ontology annotation, cellular component: cytoplasm. The record is from RefSeq and is a predicted model, not a curated record. NCBI's taxonomy places the organism in Eukaryota, Fungi, Ascomycota, Saccharomycetes, Ascoideales, Ascoideaceae. The transcript is spliced from 2 exons. Gene Ontology annotation, biological process: NADPH regeneration.